Molecule: messenger RNA, 2460 nt
Organism: Ornithodoros turicata
Lineage: Eukaryota; Metazoa; Arthropoda; Arachnida; Ixodida; Argasidae
Product: mucin-2-like
Exons: 1
Coding region: 1-2460 (819 amino acids)
Source: RefSeq, a predicted model, not a curated record
AUGUCGCGCGUCAAGAAGUCUAAAUCCUCCGCCUCCUCCUCUGUCGCGUCUACAGUGGACGGUCGCCCGAACCGAAUGGAAAGUUCCGGCCCAAUUUCUAUGGAAUCCGUCAAGAAUCCGCGACCGGUUCGCAUAACUGUGAGCAGGCCUUCUCAAUGUCAGGUGCCGCGAUACACUUCUGGCAACGCUGUGUCGCACAAGACAGGCAGCAUAGGAGCAGUUCACGGACUCCGUACAUCAUCUACCGGACAGGAUGCAGUUCACAAAAUGCGCUCCCUGCCUCCGUUGUCGGAUGGCAGAUAUAAUGUGCAAACGAAUGCUUCCAUGAGGGCAAAAUCCCCACUUCAAGCUCCCCUUCCUGAAUCACGUGAUUCCGAGUGUGAGGAGAGAACAGCCCCACCAGCGCCGUCGUCAUCAAGACCGGUUUCGUGGUCUGCAAUAAAAUACCCGCUCACGACCGAUGUGUAUGACAAGAUAGCCGCUUCUAGAAAAGGAUUAACGACAGUACGACCAGCUGCAGACUUGCGGCAUGACAGUACUGUUGGAAGCAAUCAGAUUCAGGCUGACAUGCAGCCCCAGUCAAGAUUGGAUGUGGAAUUGAAUGUGUGUACUCCACAAGCCUUACAAGAGAGUGGUGCGUCAUCGCUUACGCAAGAUGAUCCGAAACCUCAGCAACCUCGAUUAUUAGCUCACGUGAUAGAGCUUGUGGUCACUCAAGGUACCGUAGCUUCUUCGUCACCAGGAAACGUUACAUGCCCACUUUUCCUAGAGCUGAGUAUCACACCUCAUGUGGCCACUCUGUCAGAGCAGCAGAAACAACGACCAACGCUGCACGCCCCUCUCCCAACGCUUUUGGAACGGGACCAAACGUGUCCGGAAGUACAACAGCUUCAGCCUCCAAGGGAGCUCACGGAUCGGAUAGAAAGCCAGGAUGCUGUAGCUACCAUGUCUCCAGAAAGAUUCGGGGCUCCAUCUUUGCAGCAGCAUGUAAAAUCAGAACCUGAUGAGGAACAACAGCCAGCUGAGCACCUGGCUGCCUCCAGAACUGGUGACGAACCUCCGCCGAAAUCUCCACCGCCUAUGCUGCAGUACAGCCCACGGACACCCCAAGGCUCCAGUUCUCCGACGCAAGAGCCGUCCACGCCCGUUGCGCAUGUGCAGUCAUCUCGAGAGAUGGCUUCUUCAACUAUUGAGAACUUCGCGGAUGUCAUGUCACCGUGCACACCGCCACUCGCGCCGUGGUCACUCCCAAAUGGCUCCCCUUUCACACAGCAAACCGAUUUUGUGUAUAAACAAGAUGUCAGUGGUAAUUACGCAUCACCGUUCUCGCCGAUAUCAGUUUCGCCGUGCACAGAGAUCGUCGAAUACGUACAUGGGCUAGAUGUCAGUGAGGGCCUUGUUUCACCACCGACUCCGUUUCCAAGCCCGGGGCUGUUUCGCGGAUCUAUGACGCCAGUUGAAAGCGUUGUAAAUCCUGUGAUAGCUCCAUCCAUGCCUUUGACCAAGAAGGACUUCUUAGAAAGCGAAGGUUCCACUAGCCCUCCUGCUUCUGAGUCAUUUAGUACUCCUCAACAGACAGUAUCGGGUCCUAUAGAAGCAGUUAAAAGCGAAACUCUUGAAGCGUCUACCGAUUCUCAUGAAACAGUCUUAGCAAGGGAAGGUCCCACGGGUUCUCCGGCUUCUGAGCAAUCGAGCACAUUGAGUCAAGUCGAAGAGACGAAGGGUAAAACUUCGGAAACGCAAUCCACCUCACAAGAAACAGGCGCGCUCCCACUGCCAGAACAAAAAGACAGCAGUUCUCCUGCAGCACGGCGGUCAGCUAGUUCUGAUCAGCAAAAAGAUUCACAUCCAGGGAGGGCUUCUGGUUCAGAAGUUGCGCUCCCAAAGAGAGUACCAUCUCCUGUUGAGCCAGCAACCCCAACAAAAGUUGUCGCACCAUUCAAGUCAGAACACGAAGAAAGUUGCCUGAAAUUGCCCGAAAAACCGCUGCCGGUCGACCGAGGUGUCGCCUCAAUGCGUGAUAGUAGACAUUUGGUACGUGCACUGACACCCACUUCCUCGAUAGACGAAAUACGUGGCUCGAGAGAAGGGAAAAGAGGAAGAGAUAUAGAAGAGUCUUUGGAUGCCGAGCCCGGAGGGUCUGAGGUGUCGCUCGUCUCUCUCGAUGAGAAACGACACUGCGAGCAGAGCAGAAUUAACGUUCGACGUUUAAGUAGCCGUACGACAAAGAUACAUUCGAAGCGCUCCCACGAGAUGGUCGAGUAUGUUCCCGGGGUAUCUCAGAUCAGAGAACUGGGAUCACCAAGGUCAGAAACGGAUACACGGUCACCGGGUUCACCUAGGAAAGAAACGGAUACGCGCUCACCGGGUUCACGUAGGUCAGAAACGGAUAUACGGUCACCGAAAUCUAGAAACCUCAAAGAAUCGCACUCAGAUACCUCCGUUAAGCUGGUUAAGUGA